AUGAGCAAACAAUAUAAGAGCAUAAAUGAUUUGCCAGAUUGGGUGAAAAUGAUCACAGGUGGUAUUGCAGGUAGUGUAGCUGAGGCUAUAACCAUCCCCAUUGAUACAGCUGUAUGUUAUUUAUUGAUGUUUCAAUGUAGAAGGUGCGUCUUUAAAUCCAAAAGCCAGAUGCGAAUGGAAAGUACAGAUAUCACGGAUUGUUACACACAACUAGACAAAUUUACAGUGAAGAGGGAGUUUCAAGUUUGUUCAAGGGUCUUUCAGCAGGAAUCCAGAGACAAUUAGUGUUUGCAUCAAUCCGUAUUGGAUUGUAUGAACCUGUAAGGAUUAAUAUUGAAUUUCAAAGAUGCGUGAUUUCUUCUGUGGAAAAGAUUUCAAGGGUGAUCCUCCCCUGUCUAAAAAGAUUUACGCAGGUCUGGCCACAGGUGGAAUUGGUAUCUCAAUCGCAAGUCCAUUUGAUGUGAUAAAGGUGAGAUUUUAAGUCGAUGGAAAUCUUCCAGUUGAAUAACGUCGUUAUAAGAACUUGACAGAUGCAUACAUUAAGAUCUACAAACAAGACGGGUAAUAGAUAUUUUAAGAAUUUAAGGUUGCACGGAUUUUGGAGAGGAGUAACUCCAAACAUCAUCAGAAACGCUGUGAUCAAUUGUGCUGAGUUAGCCACCUUUGAUCACAUCAAGGAAUCUCUAAUUAAAACCGGGUUAUUCCAUGAAGGUUUAGCAUGCCACUUUGCCUCAAGUGUUUGUGCAGGAUUCAUAGCAGCAGUUGUUGGAUAGCCAGUUGAUUUGAUUAAGACAAGAGUUAUGAAUCAAAAUGUUGGUGUUUUAACAGUUGUCAAGAACAUCAUAAAAAAUGAAGUAAGAAAUAUCAAUCUAUUAUGAAUAGGGAGUGAUGAAUCUAUACAAUGGAUUUUCUGCAAAUGCAGGUAGAAUUAUCACAUGGAACAUUUGCAUGUUUGUUACAUUAGGUUAAGUUAGAUUAUUUGCAUUAAAUAAUUUCUAUAAGUCACCUGAAUGAUAUAAUUAUAUAUAUAAAUC
Messenger RNA from Paramecium octaurelia, 1034 nucleotides. The record is from the annotation of a GenBank genome assembly. Lineage: Eukaryota; Ciliophora; Oligohymenophorea; Peniculida; Parameciidae.